AUGAACGGCAAAUAUAUCACAACGCUCCUCUCAUUACCCCUCGAAAUCCGGCUUCAGAUCUACCGCUGGCUUCACCUUAUGAGUCCCGUUCGUCAGCUCCCACUCGCUCCAGGGUAUCCAACGCUCGUCCAUUGCCAAUACAUCCUCCGGCGCGUCGUCCACAAUACCGACUUCCCUCCCGACUACGACACAUUACCUAGCAUCGCAAGCUUACUCUCGCCGUAUAGACCGCUAUCCGUCCUCCCGACAAGCCUUCUACAAACGAAUUCACAAAUCUACCACGAAGCACGUCUUAUUCCCUUCAUGUAUAACGAAUUCGUCUUUGUUAACUGGUUCGCAUCCGGACUCUGGACCGCUAGGGCAUUCACUCGUGCUUUAGCACCCUGGCAGCGUUCCGCACUACGCUUCGUGAGGCUAGAAGUUCUGGCACGGGACGUCCUCGGUAGCGCUGGACGUGAAGAAUGGCGCGCUUUGUGUAAAGAUUGGGCUGCUGGCGUGCGAGGAUUGCGGAUGAAGAUGGUGCUAGGUUCAAGCACCGUAUCGACGAUUCUAACGACAUCCGGAACGUCGGACUCGGGGUCGGGAGGAGUGGGGCCGCGCGCGGAGGCGGCGCGGCGGUGGGUUGUGGGGGGGCUCGGGAUGAUGAGGAGGUUGGAGAGCGUGGAGAUGGAGGUUGUGGCGCGGGAGAUGAGAGAUGAGGACAAGGUGAGGUGGUGUGAGAUGUUGGAGGAGGAGUUGAGAGGGAUAGGGCUGGAAACGGUGAAUGUUGUGUGCGUGGAAAAGGUGGUACAGGAGAAGAUGGAGUGGAUCAAGGCUAAUGUUUGGUGGAAGGCAUUAGUUAUCAGUUGGGGAGGGAGUGAGACUAGAUAG
Ilyonectria robusta is the source of this 870-nucleotide messenger RNA. RefSeq lists its product as uncharacterized. Lineage: Eukaryota; Fungi; Ascomycota; Sordariomycetes; Hypocreales; Nectriaceae. The record is from RefSeq and is a predicted model, not a curated record. The coding region runs from base 1 to 870 and encodes 289 amino acids. The transcript has a single exon.